Messenger RNA from Cryptococcus amylolentus CBS 6039, 687 nucleotides. RefSeq lists its product as hypothetical. The coding region runs from base 1 to 687 and encodes 228 amino acids. The record is from RefSeq and is a predicted model, not a curated record. The transcript has 2 exons. Lineage: Eukaryota; Fungi; Basidiomycota; Tremellomycetes; Tremellales; Cryptococcaceae.
AUGCUGCAUUCCUUCACCAAGGUCCCCGUCCUUGCGCGUGUCAAUGGACUCUUCAUCUGCAAUGUGCCGAUAGAGAUUGUGCGCCUGACGAUGAUCGAGAAGCUGUGCAUAGCAAGGGCCAGGGCUACAAGGUGCUGCAUCGAACUGCAAGGUCAUGGUGCAUCACAUGUCUCCAAAGGCAGCUUGGUCAUCCUACCCCAGGCAGCCUCUAGGCUGGGGCGUUUGUUGCCCCUCAGUGCUACCGAGAUUGUCAACGAAUUGGUGGUGAUCAUGGUCUCCAUCGCCGAUCAGCCCAUCACCAUGGACCAGAUCUCCAAGGAGCUGCUCACAGUUCGCCGUGACAUGAUCCUCGCGGCGCUGAAGUGGCUUCAGGAGCACAACCCUCUCUAUUGCGAUGUCGGUAUCGUUCAGGAGGCCUUGGAGACGUAUCCUGUGAACGGACCUUUGCCUGUGCCCACCUUCGACAACAUCGCCUCCGCAUCCACGGCUGCCGAGGGCAGCUCGUACUUUACGUCCCUGCCGCCGCCACAGAUGUCGAGAAUAUCUGCCUUCAUGAGCAUCAAGAAUGGGGAGAAGUUCUUGGUGUAUCCCUCGGGCUCGAACCCUAUGCGCGAGUGGGCUUCCCCCUACCUUUUGCAGCCUUGCAGUGCUCCCAGACCUCUUUCCUUAUGGAUGUGGUGUGUUUGA